UGUCAGAAGUGACUCAGUUAUGGCUGCAUGCACCUGGAGAAAGCAGGGCUAACGUUCACACACCUCUUGAGUCAAAACUGGCGGUGAAGCUGGAUGAAUGGUGCAAUGUUUAAGCGUAAGCAGCCUCUGUUUGAUGGAUACGGAGAUCAGUCUCUCCACCUUAGGAAGAGACGUCUGAGAGACAGGUCCCACAGAGGAAUACAGCAUGAGAGGUUGACGGAAAACUGUGGUGACCAACGUGCAUGUGAAGGUCAAGCGAAGAGGAGGACGCAUGACCUGACCGAUACCACGGGGAUGUCGUCCUGGGCUGACACACAAAACUCUGUGAAGACGGUUUUGGAGCAUCUCAACUCCAAACAAGCCAUCAGUGAUCUCUUCAUAGACGACUCGGUGAACAGAAAGUUUUUAUCAUUUCGCCGUGACAUCACUGGCGAAUGUGGCAUAGAGGAUAAGCAGCACUCGUGGGCGGUCAUCGAGAAACAGGACGAGCUCAUCAUGUACGGGCCGUAUUACCCCAACUACGACAACGGGGAACACAGCGAGGACGCCGUCGUAAAACAAACACAGGAACUCCUAGACACAGGGGGUGCUUGUGAAGACUGGGAGGUGUAUGUUUUCUCAAUGAACAGCCCGUGUUUGGCCAGAAACACUAAGCCGUGCAUGUUAAACCUGGUGCAUAAGGCCCAGGAGUGGUGGAGCGUGUAUGGAGUCAAGACUCAUAUUGGCUACAUGAGAUGCUGGGGCUUUAAAGGAAUCAAGGAAAACCUAUUCAAGGAUAUCAGCUACGGACAGGUGGAAUGUAUUAAUCAAAGUGUGGACUAUGAAAGCUACAUUAAAGCAGCUGAGAGGAGCCCUGAUCUUAACCCUUUGUGUGAAGCUGUGUUUUCUGUUGCUCAGCACCUGCUGAGAUCUGGACGAGAAAGCGUCAUUUUGGCAACAGCUAUGGAGAAGCAGGAAAUGAAGAGUUACUUCAAAAGUAUGAGCACCCACUUUGAAUGCAAAGGAGAGAAUGAGAGGAAGCUCUUGACAGAGGAAGUGGGCACGCUGGUUGAAGCCGCGGGCGUUCUGCUUUCAGGGAAAAGUGAAAGUUAUGAAGAAUAUUUAGAAAGAGAAAGAGCCUUCACGCGCGGUUAUACUUUUAGUUCCCAGGUAUGUGACGCCGCAAAGGACGAAAUGAGACUCAUAUUUCAAAAGCGCUGGAGGGAACUGGUACAGGACAAGUAUGCAGAGGUUGUGAGAGAGAGACUGACUGACGACUUUAAUCAAUGCACUGUCCAGCUUUUUAUCAAGGAUAUUCUGAAAUUCAUAGGAGUCUAUUUAAAAAUUGGAAAACUGCAGUUUGAAGAUGCAGAAGCCGUCUGAGGAAGUUUUGCAAAUAUUGAAAAUCACCAUAUAUUGGCAAGAAUACAAAAGACACCAGAUUUACAUCCCAUAACUUACUUACAUGACAUCAAAAUGCUUUAUCUUUUUUGCUUUCAGGCCAGUAUAUCACAAAUGAUGUAGUACAUAAUAAUGCUGGAGUGGAGUUGUUGUUUUUUUCAUAUAAACGCAUAAAUUUUUUCUUUUUUUUUUUACAUUUUUGUAAUUACAUGUGGUUUUAUCCAACAUUGUUACCUCCAUGCUUGUCACAAGCAAAUUAAAAGUAUUUCUAAUAUACUGUACAGUUUGUAUCCUUUAUACAGCUUAUCAAACAACUCUGGUGAUAGAUAAUAAUUGUAUGAUAACAAGGUUUAACAGUAGAGUCUGUGAUAAUAAAAACUAGUGGGGUCGAUUUGGAAAAAUCCCAUUAGUAUAAAAAAAAAAAAA
This is a messenger RNA of Cololabis saira (Pacific saury), 1806 nucleotides long. RefSeq lists its product as uncharacterized. The record is from RefSeq and is a predicted model, not a curated record. The transcript has 3 exons. Lineage: Eukaryota; Metazoa; Chordata; Actinopteri; Beloniformes; Belonidae. Bases 94 to 1362 code for a protein of 422 amino acids.